AUGCCCGGGGGCGCAGGCGCCGCCCGGCUCUGCCUGCUGGCGCUCGCCCUGCAGCUGGUCCGGCCGCGGGCGGCGCGGGAGCCGGGAUGGACGACGAGAGGAAGUGGGGAAGGCAGCCCCCAGCUACAGCAUGAACUAAUAAUACCUCAGUGGAAAACUUCAGAAAGCCCCAUGAGAGAAAAGCAUCCAUUCAAAGCUGAGCUCAGGGUAAUGGCUGAGGGCCGAGAACUGAUCCUGGACCUGGAGAAGAAUGAGCACCUUUUUGCUCCAGCCUACACGGAAACCCACUAUACUCCAAGUGGUAACCCUCAAACCACCACGCUGAAAUCAGAGGACCACUGCUUUUACCACGGCGCGGUGAGGGAGGCAGAGCAGUCCAGCGUCACGCUCAGCACCUGCCGGGGAAUUAGAGGGCUGAUUAUGGUGAGCAGUAACCUCAGCUAUGUCAUCGAGCCCCUCCCUGACAGCGAGGGCCAACACCUUAUUUACAGAGCUGAACAUCUCAAGCUGCCCCCGGGGAACUGUGGGUUCGAGCACUCCAAGCCCACCACCAGGGACUGGGCCCUUCAGUUUACACAGCAGACCAAGACACGACCUCGCAGGAUGAAAAGGGAAGAUUUACACUCCAUGAAGUACGUGGAGCUUUACCUCGUGGCUGAUUAUGCGGAGUUUCAGAAGAAUCGACGAGACCAGGACGCCACCAAACACAAGCUCAUGGAGAUCGCCAACUAUGUUGAUAAGUUUUACCGAUCCUUGAACAUCCGGAUUGCUCUCGUGGGCUUGGAAGUGUGGACUCACGGCAACAUGUGUGAAGUUUCAGAGAACCCGUACUCUACCCUCUGGUCAUUUCUUAGUUGGAGGCGCAAGCUGCUCGCCCAGAAGAGCCAUGACAACGCACAGUUAAUCACGGGCAUGUCCUUCCAUGGCACCACCAUCGGCCUGGCCCCCCUCAUGGCCAUGUGCUCCGUGUACCAAUCUGGAGGAGUCAACAUGGACCACUCCGAGAAUGCCAUUGGCGUGGCUGCCACCAUGGCCCAUGAGAUGGGCCACAACUUUGGCAUGAGCCAUGAUUCUGCAGAUUGCUGCUCGGCCAGUGCGGCUGAUGGUGGAUGCAUCAUGGCAGCUGCCACCGGGCACCCCUUUCCCAGAGUGUUCAAUGGAUGCAACAGGAAGGAGCUGGACAGGUAUCUGCAGUCAGGUGGUGGAAUGUGUCUCUCCAACAUGCCAGACACCAGGACGCUGUAUGGAGGCCGGAGGUGUGGGAAUGGCUACCUGGAAGAUGGGGAAGAGUGUGACUGUGGAGAGAAAGAGAAGGUAAAUGUAGCAGGAGACACCUUUGGAAACUGUGGAAAGGACAUGAAUGGUGAACACAAGAAGUGCAACAUGAGAGAUGCGAAGUGUGGGAAGAUCCAGUGCCAGAGCUCCGAGGCCCGGCCCCUGGAGUCCAACGCAGUGCCCAUCGACACAACCAUCAUCAUGAACGGGAGGCAGAUCCAGUGCCGGGGCACCCAUGUCUACCGGGGGCCCGAGGAGGAGGGUGACAUGCUGGACCCAGGCCUGGUGAUGACGGGGACCAAGUGUGGCUACAACCAUAUUUGCUUCGAGGGGCAGUGCAGGAACACCUCCUUCUUUGAAACCGAGGGCUGCGGGAAGAAGUGCCACGGCCACGGGGUGUGCAACAACAACCAGAACUGCCACUGCCUGCCGGGCUGGGCCCCGCCCUUCUGCAACACGCCGGGCCACGGGGGCAGCAUCGACAGCGGGCCCAUGCCCCCCGAGAGCGUUGGUCCUGUGAUAGCGGGAGUGUUCUCAGCCCUCUUUGUGCUGGCGGUCCUUAUGCUGAUGUUCUACUGCUGCAAACAGAACAACAAACUGGGCCAACUCAAGCCCUCGGCCCUCCCUUUCAAGUUGAGGCAACAGUUCAGCUGUCCCUUCAGGGUGUCUCAGAACAGCGGAACUGGUCAUGCCAACCCAACUUUCAAGUUGCAGACACCGCAGGGCAAGCGAAAGAUGAUCAACACUCCUGAAACCCUACGGAAGCCCUCCCAGCCUCCUCCCCGACCUCCCCCAGACUAUCUGCACGGCGGAUCCCCACCUGCGCCAUUGCCAGCACACCUGAGCAGGGCUGCUAGGAACUCCCCAGGGCCUGGGGCUCAAGUAGAGAGAAAGGAGUCAUCCAGGAGGCCUCCCCCGAGCCGGCCAGUGCCCCCUGCACCAAAUUGCAUCCUCUCCCAGGACGUCUCCAGGCCUCGGCCGCCCCAGAAAGCGCUCCCGGCAAACCCAGUGCCAGGCCGGAAGGCCCUCCCCAGGCCAGGCGGUGCCUCCACACUGCGGCCCCCUGCUGCCACCUCUCAGCAGUCCCGGCCUCUGGCAGCACCUAUUCCAAAGUUUCCAGAAUACAGGUCACAGAGGGCUGGCGGGAUGACUCGCUCGAAAAUCUAGACCCGCCUAAGGGGCUUCUACGUUUCCUUUGAGGACUCUGGACGCCAUAGAGGAGCCAGGGCCACGGAACCUGAAAGAAGCAUGACUCGCCACCUCUGAGCUCCGCCCGCCCUCCUCCGGAACCACCACGUCUCCAAGAAUCUCCUUCUUGACUCGGUGCCUCCUCGGCUUCCUCGGAAGCCCAGGGGGACUGUGAUCCGAUGGCUUCUAAGGGUGGUUUUGUGCAAUACGCAGCCCCGGUAGGGAGGGGAGUGCACGGAAGAGGAUGGGUGGCAGCUUCUCCUCCCAACCUCCCGGGUCAGAGCUGUCCGAACUGGCCAGCCCAGCAGGGAAAAGUCCUGUUCAGCCCCUCAGGCCAGGACCCGGUUUGCAGAAGCCAUCCGUCCAUGUCCUGCGGUAGAGGGUACGCACGAGAGCUUCCCACUGCUUCUGUCUCCCUUGAUGGCCCUGGGCUGGACGGAGGCUGGCACUUACCCAUCCCUUUUAGCUUUUAGGGAUUGAGGAAGGGGCAAGCCAGCCAUUGCUGUGGCCCUGCCCAGGGCUUGGUGGAGGUGACGGCUUCUGGCUAUGUGCCUGCAUGCGACAAGCCAAGUCCCCUCCCCACUUCCCCCCAAACGCCCACGUCCCCUUAUCCACACGGGUCACUCUGACUCAGACAGGUACUAUUUGUAGGCAGUGUAGACAGCAGGGGAGCGCCAGGCUCGGGCCUCCUCUGAGCUGAGAUGCCAAAGUUUCGACUCCUGACUCUCGGUAAUUUGGGUUGCUUUUUGUUUUCUCUUCUGCACUUCCCUAGUGCCCCAUGCUUUUAUCUUCACCUUCCCCCUCAGACGCCCUCUAAUGUGUGGUGCUUGGGUGAGUGGAUCCUCAGCAGUCCAGACUUUCUGGUGACCAGGUGCUUGUGACCUACAAGUCAGGGUCCUGCCUCGAGGUUGGCCACUGGAUUUCCUGCAUUGGAUCUCAAGAGCACUGGCCAGAGUAGACUCAGGGCAUGGCCCUGGGGGUCAUACCUUUAUUUUUCAUUGUGUUUUGGGACCUCAGCAGGGUGAGGGUCUUCCUCCUUACUCCCUGACCUACACCGAGGUGAGGUUCCCCCAGGAAUGGGAGCAGGUGUGGUGAAGGCAGCAGACACCCGAGGAAGCCCAGCUGUUAACAAAGUAUGCACAAGGGAGCCAGCCUGUCCCAGUGGUCUGGUCGCUGGCUUGAGGCGGGACCGUGGCUCUCGGAGCCAGAGCAGACCUGUUUCUAACCCAGGGAGCCUCUGCAGCUGAGAGCCCUCGAGAAGACAGCCAUCAGCAGCCGUGCUGGAACAGUCAGCGCUGGGGCCCCUCCCCUCCUCCCCCACCUGGCUUUUAUCCUUCACUUCCUUUUGUGCUCUCCCUCUGGUCACUGCCCUUCCCUGACCCUCGCAGAAGGAGAGCUGUGAGCAGGUGGGGGAGCUGGGCUGCGGUGGCCCCGUCCUCCUGGAGCAGGGAGGGAGGCCUGUGCGGUGCUCUGCUAGACAGGACAAUUUUCUCAAAGUAGCG
Messenger RNA from Propithecus coquereli (Coquerel's sifaka), 3965 nucleotides. It is a transcript of the gene ADAM19, whose product is annotated as ADAM metallopeptidase domain 19. Gene Ontology annotation, biological process: membrane protein ectodomain proteolysis. The record is from RefSeq and is a predicted model, not a curated record. The transcript is spliced from 21 exons. NCBI's taxonomy places the organism in Eukaryota, Metazoa, Chordata, Mammalia, Primates, Indriidae. Gene Ontology annotation, molecular function: metalloendopeptidase activity. The coding region runs from base 1 to 2442 and encodes 813 amino acids.